AUGUCUAGUCAACGUGGGAUGGAUAUUCCUGGGGUAGCUCUCGUAACAGGAGGGGCCUCAGGAAUUGGCAAAGCGACAUGCAUUCUUCUCGCGGAAGAAGGAGUGCGCGGACUCGCCAUCGCAGAUCUGAGCCCUGCAGCUGCUGAUGGCGUGAAGGAAGAGUGUUUCAAGGUUGCAUCUAACCCCAAAUUCAACUGCAUCACUAUCCCCUUGGACGUUCAGAAUGAGCAGUCUGUGAAUUCAAUGAUUGAAACAGUUGUUCGAACUUUCGACCGACUGGACUACGCCGUGAACUGUGCAGGGAUCGGGUUGAAGAAGGCCUUGAACGAUACAACAAUGGACGACUGGAACAAAAUGAUUGCUGUGAACCUGACUGGAGUAUUCGCCUGCGUCAAAGCAGAGACUCAAGCGAUGCUCAAGCAAGAGCCCAUUGAAAGCCAAAGGGCUUAUCAGCCCCUCCAGUCGGGGGCAAUCGUUAACAUCGCCUCUUUGGCUGCAGCUGCUGGUCUCCGACAUUCUGGGGCCUACACUGCUUCCAAGCAUGGCGUUCUAGGCAUUACACGAACUGCGGCUCUAGAUUAUCCCUCCGUGAAGAUCAACGCCAUUAUCCCGGGAUACAUUAAAACUCCGUUGGUCGAUGCUCCCGGUGAGAUGAGGAACAAUGCUCUCGACAAGGUCAACAACUGGACUCCGAUGAAGCGCUUCGGGCUACCUCAGGAAAUUGCAGAGGGCAUUGUGUGGCUCCUCUGCAGCAGAAAUUUAUAG
Penicillium arizonense is the source of this 765-nucleotide messenger RNA. Its product is annotated as SDR family NAD(P)-dependent oxidoreductase. The coding region runs from base 1 to 765 and encodes 254 amino acids. NCBI's taxonomy places the organism in Eukaryota, Fungi, Ascomycota, Eurotiomycetes, Eurotiales, Aspergillaceae. The transcript is spliced from 3 exons. The record is from RefSeq and is a predicted model, not a curated record. Gene Ontology annotation, molecular function: oxidoreductase activity, acting on the CH-OH group of donors, NAD or NADP as acceptor.